Messenger RNA from Sciurus carolinensis (gray squirrel), 947 nucleotides. Its product is annotated as olfactory receptor 6B2. Gene Ontology annotation, biological process: G protein-coupled receptor signaling pathway. Bases 21 to 947 code for a protein of 308 amino acids. The record is from RefSeq and is a predicted model, not a curated record. Gene Ontology annotation, molecular function: G protein-coupled receptor activity; olfactory receptor activity. Lineage: Eukaryota; Metazoa; Chordata; Mammalia; Rodentia; Sciuridae. Gene Ontology annotation, cellular component: membrane. The transcript has a single exon.
UCUUUUGCAGGUGGAGAACGAUGAGGGGCGAGAACGCCACCAAGGUCAGCACCUUCAUCCUGCUGGGCUUCCCCACGGCCCCCAGGCUGCAGUACCUGCUCUUCCUCCUCUUCCUGCUCACCUACCUCUUUGUCCUGGUGGAGAACCUGGCCAUCAUCCUCACCAUCUGGAGCAGCACCUCCCUCCACAGGCCCAUGUACUACUUUCUGGGUUCCUUGUCUUUCCUGGAGAUCUGGUAUGUGUCUGACAUCAUCCCCAAGAUGCUGGACGGCUUCCUCCUGCAGCGCAAGAACAUCUCCUUCGUGGGGUGCAUGACUCAGCUCUACUUCUUCAGCUCCCUGGUGUGCACCGAGUGUGUGCUCCUGGCCUCCAUGGCCUACGACCGCUACGUGGCCAUCUGCCACCCACUGCGCUACCAAGUCAUCAUGACCACAGGGCUGUGCAUCCAACUGGUGGCCUUCUCCUUUGCCAGCGGCUUCACCAUCUCUGUGAUCAAGGUCUACUUCAUCUCCAGCGCCACCUUCUGUGGCUCCAACAUCUUGAACCACUUCUUCUGUGACAUUUCGCCCAUCCUCAAGCUGGCCUGCACAGACUUCUCGACUGCAGAGCUGGUGGAUUUCAUCCUGGCCUUCCUCAUCCUGGUGUUCCCGCUCCUGGUCACCAUCCUCUCCUACGGGCACAUCGCGCUGGCCGUCCUGCGCAUCCCCUCGGCCACAGGCCGUUGGAGGGCCUUCUCCACCUGUGCCUCCCACCUCACUGUGGUCACCAUCUUCUACAUGGCCAUGAUCUUCAUGUACGUCCGUCCCCAGGCCAUCGACACCCGGAGCUCUAACAAGCUCAUCUCUGCAGUAUACACAGUCCUUACGCCCAUGAUAAACCCCUUGAUCUACUGCCUGAGGAACAAGGAAUUUAAGGGUGCCCUGAGAAAGGCUCUGAGCCUGGGUUAG